UUGUUAUUUUUCUAAAAAUUAAUAUUUUAUUUUUAUUUUCAAUUUUCAAUGCUUUUACCCAGUUUUUACCGUUUUUUGCCAACUGUAUUGUUAAAUUACUUAUCACUAGAAUCGUACGGUUUUGAAUUUAAGUUAUAAUCCAGAGAAAAUUGUGAUUUUAUGUAUAUUUUUUAAAAAUAUUAGGUAUUCUCCAUUAGUAUGGGGAAACACGAAGAAUGGAGGAAACUUGCAAAGAAAUUAAGGCGAAAAAAAAUACGACAAAUUCGAGCAAAAGAACGAGAUCUUAAAUUAGAGGAAGAUCAACGAAAGUUAAUAGAUUCUCCACAUUAUCAGCAAUGGAUUCAACAACAGGAAAUUAUUGAGCAAGAGAAAGAGGAAGAAGAAUUAAGACAAUCAGCUCUAAACGAUUUACAUUGGAGAAAAGUUGAAAAAGAAGCUCAAAAGCAAUGGCAAGAAUUACAGAAAAAACUGGCUCUGGCUCGCGAAGAAAAGAUGAAACAAAACAUAAAAAUAAGAAUGGAAUGGGAGAGAGAACAAGAAAAACUGAAAGAGUUAAAAAUUGCAAAAGAAAAACAACUGGAGUUGAAACGUAUCCAACAGGAAGAACGUGAAAAAUUAUUACUGGACUUCUUGGAACAUGGUGGUGAAACUCCGGAACACUUGAAAGCUCCUCUGGAAACUAAUCCCGGAAAGCAAAUAUGUCCUUUCUUUGAGAAAGUUUCCGCUUGUAGAUUUUUCGAUAGCUGUUCAAGAAAUCAUGUACGACCUGGAAUUAGUAAAACCAUUUUAAUAACUAAUUUUUUUACAGACAUCAGUUUAGAAGCCAAAGAAAACGAACAUGGAAGUGAUUCAAGUUUGGAAUUUGAAAGAGAGGAUACUUACGCCCAUUAUAGAGAUUUCUUUUUUGAUGUAGUACCGGAAUUAGAAAAAUGCGGAAAAAUAAGGAACUUUUACACUUGCUGUAAUCAUGAGAGUCAUUUAAGAGGGAAUGUAUAUGUAGAAUAUUAUACUACAAGAGAUGCCUUAGUUAGUUAUCAUAAAUUUAACGGAAGAUGGUAUGCUGGUAGGCAAUUAAAUGUUAAUUUUUCCAAAAUUAAUAGUUGGAAGGUUGCAAUUUGUGGUUUGUUUUUCCAAAGGAAGUGUCCUAAGGGAAAUUCUUGCAAUUUUUUACAUAUAUUUAAUAAUCCGAAAAAUCUUUAUAAUCACCAAGAAGAAGAAAGAUACAGAUACACGAAGUCAAGGCACAAGAAAAAUAGUUUUGAAUUUGAAAAGGACGAUUUUGAAAGUUGGGAUUCCCAUUCGGAGAGAAGAAAUUGGAGAUGGUCUGAGUCUCCUGAACACACUCCAAGAACCGAAUUAGGAAAAUCUUCCGAUUCCAGUCAUGUUUCUAGACGUAAAAGUCGAACUUCCAAGAGAAGAAAACAUGAAAAUUAUGAAGACACUAAAAAUAAACAUAAGACGAGAAAACGAUCUAGAUCAAGAAGCAGAAGAUCAGAACGAGAUAAAUCCAAACGUAGAAAGGAUUCUUACAGAAAAAGUCGUUAAUUCUUUAUAUGAAUUUUAUUGCUGUUAUGCCAUAGGCGUGCCUGUGUGAAAUAUAAGGUAAAAUAAAUUAAGAAAAAAAAAUAGAAAUUUGAGGAAAUUUUAAAUUUCAAGGAUUUCAAGGGUAGGUAGUAAAAUAAACCAAAUUAGUACAUAAAAUAUAAUUGUUUUAUUUGUAUAUACGUAUUUCCUAUAGCAUAUAUUAAUAUAUUCUCUUACGGAUUGUGCUUUGAGCACACUUGUCAAGUCCCAAUAAUAAUAAUAUAUCAUACAUAUAAGAUUUACCAGAUUUACCGUUAUAUCAUUUUUUUUUCUAGGUUUUUUUUCAAAAUAUUUCUAUUAUACAAUAAUAAUAAUAAGUAUAUAUAUUUAUAUAUAUUUUUCUUACGAAUUAUAUAAUAUUCAAAUAUUUUAUAGGUACAUAUGUUCCAGCCACUUAAACAUACACAAUUAAUUUAAAUUCAUUUUUAAUAUAUAUUUAUAAUAAUUUAAGACCGUCAACCACACGUAUAUUUAUAGAGAAUAAUGUACAGUAUGACUGGAAUAAUAACAACACACGAUACAGGGUGUUUUACUACGAAAAAAUAAUAUUAAAAAAUCUCCAUAGACAAAACUUGACUUUUAACGAAAAAUUUUGAUUAUAUGACACAAUAAUUGAAUUUUUACUAUAAAAUUUGUUUAAUUUUUCAUAUAUUUGUACAUCUAAUGGAAUUUCUUUACAAAUAUCUAUCUAUAUAUGUAUUAAAAAAGGAACAUUAUUUUUUUAAAAAUAUAAUUUCAUAAAUUUUUUUUCGUCUAGGUUCCUAAAAAUUGACUUAAACACUAAAUAUCUGGAAGAAAUAAAGCGUAUCCUCUAAUCCAUUUUGUCAAAAAACACUCUAUACAGCAAACAUCACAUCAUUUUAGCACCACUCAUUUAAAAUACAGACACAUAUAAUAUAUAAAAAAAUACCAAAAACAUUUAAUAAUGUCUCUUGGUUUUAUAUAGAAAUUUUUAAAAAAGAAAAAUGUAUGAUUAGAUUAGAGCUCUAAUCUAACGAUACAUUUGGUUAUUGUACAACUAAGGACAUUUAUUAUUGUUCCUUAGUAUAUCAAGCCCUGUUUAGUAAUACUUUUUUGUAUAUAUUGUUUGUAAUAUUUAUUCCGUUUUAACGUUGGCCAAUGAAGCGAACAUAAUAUGAUUAAAAAAAUAUAUAUUCUACAUUAACUUUGAAUAGAUUUAUAUAUAAAUAGAAUAUAAUAUGAAUUCAUAAAGGCAUAUAUACUCUUAAGGACUUCUAAACUAUACUUACACCUUUGUAUAAAGUAGUAAAUGCAUUCAACAAAAAUAUAAAAAAAAUAAAAAAAAAACAAUACAUUAUUGCACAUAUAGAUAACAACUACGGGAACAAAAAUCGUAAAUAUAUAGAGAGGGGUUAUUUUUGAAAGUUAAUAACACGUGAACAAGUAGGGUACCAUCACUGUAUAGUAUACUGUAAUACUAGUGCGAAGCUUUUUAACUUGGAAAAACAUUUUUCAUUAUUAUUUUAUAAAUUUACUUUGAAUAAUUCAUACACCAGCUUCUCUCGUGCGGUAUAUUUCAAUCAAAAAUAUUGUUCAGUUUGGAAACUAUAGAGAAAUCAAUAGAAGUUGACGUGCACUUCAUCAAAAACUAUUACCAAAUUAAAUUUAUAAUCAAU
Molecule: messenger RNA, 3221 nt
Organism: Sitophilus oryzae (rice weevil)
Lineage: Eukaryota; Metazoa; Arthropoda; Insecta; Coleoptera; Curculionidae
Product: U2 small nuclear ribonucleoprotein auxiliary factor 35 kDa subunit-related protein 2
Exons: 10
Coding region: 199-1545 (448 amino acids)
Biological process (GO): mRNA splicing, via spliceosome
Cellular component (GO): U2AF complex; spliceosomal complex
Molecular function (GO): metal ion binding; pre-mRNA 3'-splice site binding
Source: RefSeq, a predicted model, not a curated record